Conger conger (European conger) is the source of this 5040-nucleotide messenger RNA. RefSeq lists its product as uncharacterized. The transcript has 6 exons. The coding region runs from base 414 to 3755 and encodes 1113 amino acids. Gene Ontology annotation, biological process: protein phosphorylation. The record is from RefSeq and is a predicted model, not a curated record. NCBI's taxonomy places the organism in Eukaryota, Metazoa, Chordata, Actinopteri, Anguilliformes, Congridae. Gene Ontology annotation, molecular function: protein kinase activity.
GAGAAUCUAGACUAUGUAGGUUCUAUAAUGUGACAACCAGUGACACAAGAUCCAAGGAUGAGUUUGAGUCAGUGUUGGAGGCUAACCAUGAGGGAUGUACAGACAAAGUUAAUCCCCAUCUCACCCACUCUUUCUGGGGAGAUCAGAGCAUUGAAACCCCUCCCAGAAAAGAGUGUCAUGAGCUUGAGGCUCAGAGCCAAGAUGCUAAUGAAUUGGGCUUAAGGAAUUUAUGUUAUUCAGAGGAAAGUGAUGAUGAGAGAGCCAAAGCAAAAUCAGAGACAGAGAAACAGUUAGCUGCUGGGGAACUGUGUUUUACGAUUAAGGAGAAUCUGGAGAAUGACAAACAGGCUGAAGGAGUAGCAGAAACCUCAGAUGAGAUCUCAGCAAGAGUGGGUUUUGUAGAUAAUGUUGAUAUGGAGUCAAAAGGAUUGGAGCUAAAGGCGAAGGAACUGUGGAAUGCCAUGGAAGAAGAUGAAGAAGAACGAGCAGCAGCUGUGAGUGGAGAAUUGGACUGCUACAGAUUUAAGAAAGGAGAUCUCCAUCUGUGGCCUGCAGAAAACGACCAAUGGGCUUCAGCAGAGACUAGAAACCAAGAGGUGGAACUAGGGACGGAGUUAUUCUCGAGUUUCAGCAGUGAUUCUUGGGGAAACAAAGAAGAAGCCGUUUUUGGGCAUCGAUUCUGGGGGGCCGAAGAGAAUGAUGAACUUGCAGGUAGUGAGCCUCAUCCUUCUGUCCAAGAAAGUGGUAAAGACGGAGCUAAUGAUGAGAGGCAAGGACAGGCAGACAUCAUUGGAGUGGAUGAAGGCAUUCUACCGAUCCAGCCCAUGUCCACUCAGGUUUCAGGGUUAGUGACAAAUCAGAUUAGCCAAAUACUGAAGAUACAGCAGGAAGAAAAUCUUGAAACUCCAGAUCUGGAGAUGGAGGAACAAGACAUUAAGGAGGAAUCUCAGUUUGUGGAAGUUGAGAAUUUGGAAAACCCAGCACAGCAGACUCUCUUGUGUAGGAGAGGAGAGGAUGGCCCACUUUGUGAGAUGGGUAGAGAUUCUGAGAUACAGAGCAGUGAUGAUAGAACCUCCAAUAUGCUAUCUUUGCACAGAGGAGAUUCUGCUGAGGAGAAUCAAAACUUCAACAGAUAUUCAGAGAUAAAUCAACAGUCAGACAUUGUCGGAGAGGACGCAAAUGUCACCUGUCCUCAUUCAUGUUACCACAGUGAAGAGAACGAGGAAAGCUCCACAAAAACACUCUCUGAAAUGAACAGAAACCAGGGAAUAGAUUGUAUGGAGAACUGUCAGGUUCUGAGUGCAAGAGAUGCACCAACGGAAGAAAGACUUGAAGAUAAUGUCUUCAGUUUGGAAACCCAAUCUCUUGAAACAGAGAAUACAAAUUCAUGCCAGACCAAUUUUUUUAGGAGUGCACUUGAGGUAGAUUGUGCUCAUAUGGAAAAUCAAGUUCUCAACACACACAAACAUGAACUUGAACUCUCUUGUGAGGCAUUUCAGCCUGUGGAUACUGAAGAUAAACUGCCCAUUGAAAAUGCAGGUGAAAAUGUAGAAAGUCGUUUCCCUGGUAUUGGCCCAUUCAAUUCUAUCAGUUUCAGUGACAGCUACAGUGUCCAAGGUACAGUUUCUGAUAGAGAAUCAGUGAAUAAAGUAAUUUACAGUGGGCAUCCACAUCAUGCACCAAGUAUUACAGAAUCUGAAACCCAUUUUCAAGAAAAUAAGUCGAAAAUCCAAAACAUACUUGCUUCUGAAUGUCAUAACAUAGAAAUCAAGGACAUAAGUUAUACUGGCUUAGAUUCCUCCCACACCAAAAAAGCUCCCCAGGCUUCAUCUUUGCCUGAAUUUCUUUUAGAAAAUAAACAAAUCAAUUCUACCAGCAGUGAUUCCACUACACAAAUUGACAAUGACUCACACAUGUAUUCUUCGGUUGUUUCAUCCAAUGUUGAACGAAAGCAGCAAUCCACCAUUUCAGAGGAAAUAGCAGUUUUUGAUUCAGAUAUGCCCUGUUCUGAGAGAGGACAAGAUCGUCAGCCUUAUAAAGAUUCUGGUGAGAGAGUAGUCCCACCGAGUCUAGACAGCUUGCCAGAGGCUGAAACAUUGUUGAUGGACAUAGUUUUGACAUCAGAACACAGUCUUGAUGAGGGACUCAGUUGUACCACUUCUGUGUCCCUUGAAGACACUGGGCCUCCUCCAGAGUCAUGUAGGGAUAUCACUCAGAACAAGGGCACCUCUGUAAAUCUGGGACAUCCAUCUGUACAGCCAGCUAAAAUCUGCCACCCCACAGAUCAGCAGGACCCCCACCAGCAUUUCAUUGUGGGUAAAAAUGAAGAAAACACCCUGUCUCAGAAAAUAUCUCUUGCCCAGUGUUCACUGACAUCUAUCCCUGAGUUGUUGAUAUCUGAGUGGAAGGACUUAGACGAGGAACCACUGGAAGAUUUUGAGAAGCUAGAGCAACUAUGUUGCAUUUCAGGAGAUGAGGACACACUUGGUGAUCUAUUCUUGGGCAACCUUGAAUUAUUGGAAUCCCUCAAAAAGACUCCUGAGCAAAAAUCCCGAGGCUCGGGUGAGGCAGGCGCAGGCAAAGAUAAGUCUCCUACUCGGGAAGGGGAGAGGAGAAUAGGCCUUCGGGGAGAGGUGGAGGGAGACUCUAAAAGAUACUUGCCAAAAUCCGAUGACACAGAUCAACUCCUGAGACCCAGUCAAUGUCAACAACCUCAGAGCAACCAAGAGACGGUCCCGGGUACAUCCUCUCUGACCCAGUCUUCUCUUGGAGAGGAGAAACAUGGAUUAGAAGAUCCAUCAUUUACUUCUCCAUGCCACAUGUCUGAAAAAAACAAGGCUCAGCGGUCGCUGUCCUCCAAAAUGCCAACUAAAAAUGGCUUAAUGAUGCAGGUGUGUGAGGAGCGAUUGCAGUACUCUCUCAGUGAAAAUGUGAAGAAGAAUGUGUUAUGGGGGACAACUGUGAGUGAGGCAGUUGUUCUUCAUCCCUGGAGUGGCCUCGUGACAGAGGAAGGAGACAGACAAAGAGAAAAAGACAGUCAAGGAAGUGAUCACAAAGAGGAGUGCCAGCACGCAGCCCAGCCAGAAAUACAGGAUGAACCCUUUGUGGCCAUGAGCGACCCUUUUACUCUUGCUAGGCCAGAGGCGGAGAUCACACCCCCUUUGGUGGUUGCAAACCAAGCAAUGAAAGCCAAACUCGCACGGCUCUCCCUCUCCCUGCCUCCCCUUGCACUCUCUCUCCCUCUCUCGCCAAGUCCCCGGGUAGGAUUUUGGGAAGUUGGAGAAAACAGAGAGAGAGGUGGGAGAAGAAGAGGAGCAUCUACUGGAAGUGACCCUGAUGAAGAGGAAGAUGAAGAUCAAGAAGAAGAAGAAGCAGCUGGUAGAGUGAUUGUUGUCACAGAAACAGAUGUUGAUAGACGCGUGGGAUUGCGGAGCUUAUUAAAAUCACCACGGGAACCAGUGGAAAGGGAAAAGGAGAGAGGAAGAAACGUGUCUUUCUUUGAUGAUGUCACUGUCUAUCUCUUUGAUCAGGAAACACCAACCAAUGAGCUUAGCACUGGCUCUGCACCCCCGAGUCCAUCUCCUGCUCAAGAUGAAUUAAAGAAUGCCUCAACCAUAGAGGCAUUAGGAGCAGCUGGUACAGUGGAGUCCAAGGAAAGUGAGGAUCUGUCAAUCAACCCAAAACUGUCAGGGACUAAUCCUGUGACAUCAUCACGCUUUACUGUAAGCCCUGCCCAUGACCCUCAUUUAGUCUGACACGCUUCUCUUUCAUUUCCUGACCUCAGCCCUCAAUGAAAACCUGAAAAUAUUGCUGAAGUUUAUCCUGCUGUCCGCUGUUGUCAGAGUUUACUUUAAAGUGAUGGAAAGACUCCCAUUCUAGAUGUUUGAGACAUUCCAGGUUUUACCGGCUGCAGGACCUUGAAUAUGAAGCUCCCCCUGGAGUUGUUUGUUUCCCCUUUUUGUCACCUCAUUUGAGGUGUAUUUGCAGAUACUGCAUUAACAUACUAUUUUGUGAUAUUGAUAUAGCGCCUGUAGCUUAGUAAAAUCUGAAACUGAUUUAACUGCUAUGCAAUGGAAGUCUUUAAGUUAAUCUCUUUUCUCUUUCGUCCAUCCCUGCCUACCUGUUAUUUACAGGGGUUCUCUCUUUCUGACCAUUCUUAUGCCAAUGUGUAAGCUUGAAUUUAAGUCAUUACAUUGUAAUAUAAUUUUCAUUUACAGUUGACCAUAAGUGUAUGCCACAGCUGGGAGAAUCCCCAGUUGAACUAUUUGAAAGUACUCAUUGUAUAAAAAAAAGAAAAUUGUGAAUCUUUCAUGUGUAUACAAACUUAUUUUAGAGUAAUUUAUUUUAGAAUUAUUUGUAGCAUGAAUGAACAGGUUAAUAUCAGCUAUUUACUAUUUGUUUUAUGUCUAAUUUAUUUUUCCAUUUAGUUAUUUCACAGGGCCGUGUUUAUGUAUUUAUUUAUUUAUUUAUUUAUUGCAUUUCAUAUGGUUAUUUGUGUUACAUAUUUAUUUAAUAUCAAAAUGAUUUCAGAUGAAAUUCAUGUAUUAAAUUACACCCGUUUUGGUUUGUAUGAUCACAGUCAAAUGACUGAAGGUAUUUUUUUCAAGCCCGUUACAUGGGGCUGAGAACAUAGUUCAUCUUAUCAGUAUUUCUGUCUAUCCAUCUGUGUAAUUUGGUUGUCUGUUAAUUUUUGUUAUUUUUAUAUUCAUCUUAUUAUUCAGCUUAGUUUUUGGUCCUGUUUGCAUUUAUUUUGAGGUCAAAUAAAAAUAAUCCAGAACAUGUGAAGAGAGUCCAUAUUCUUAAAUAUGGCCCUAUGAUCACAAGUCAUUUUAUAUUUCAUUUCUAAAACUUACCAUACAGGCAUCCAUUUAGGUCUAACUAGCUCAUUUGUUUGUCUGUCUCAGUGUCGAUUUAAACUUGUAUUGUUUAAUGAGGGGAGUUUCAUGACAUGCUGUAAAAAGGGGGAAAUGCAAACAAUGUAAGAAAAACUGUGAAACCUUUAUUUCAUUGUUUGAUGAGAAUAAAUUGUACUGUCUUCUA